AUGGCCGGGAAGAGGUCCGCCCCGUCAUCCACAACAGCGCAGCCGCCGCCCAAGAAGCGCAAGAGCUCGAGCGGUCCAUCGAUUCCUCUCGUUGUGCAGCAACGCGUAGCAGCAGAAGACGUUGUCGAUGCGUUCCAACUCGUGGCGAACACCGAUACCCCCAGCGCCACGAAAGCCCGACUGCUCUUUGCGUGGCUCUUGUACCCCGUGACGCCCGAAGAGUUCUACGACAAGUACUGGGAGCAGCGGCCGUUGGUGGUCAAACGGCAGUGCUCGAGCUACUACGACGGCUGGUUCAGUAGACAGGAGGUCGACCGCAUUCUCAAGACGCACACGCUGGACUAUGGAACCGAUGUCGACCUGACAAAGUACGUCGACGACACUCGCCAUACGGUCAAUCCCUCGGGCUCUGCAACCGCGAAACAAGUGUGGACGCACUUUGACGACGGCUCUUCUGUGCGGCUAUUGUGUCCGCAGAAGUUCUCGGACAGUGUGUGGAAACUGUUGGCCACGCUCGAAGACGAGUGGGGCUGCAUGGCCGGCGCCAACUCGUACUUGACACCGAAGAACACGCAAGGCUUUGCUCCACACUUUGACGACAUUGAGGCGUUCUUGAUGCAGACAGAAGGCUCGAAGCACUGGAAAGUGUACGAACCGCUGCACGCUCGUGAUAUGCUGACAAGGCACUCGAGCGGCAACUUUCGAGCAGAAGAACUGGGCGACCCGGUGCUGGAAGUGGACUUGGAACAGGGCGACUUGCUGUAUUUCCCACGAGGGUUCAUCCACCAAGCACGUGCACACAAGGACACGCACUCGCUGCACCUGACUGUGUCUACGGGUCAGCAGAAUUCCAUGGGCAACUUCCUCGAAGUGCUCUUGCCCCACGCCCUCGAGACUGCUAUCAACACGAACGUCGACCUGCGUCGCUCGUUGCCGCGCGACUACUUGAGCUACAUGGGCGUCAUGCACUCGGACCGUCAAGGCGACAAGAAGCGCCUGGCGUUUGUCACGCAGCUCAAGAACGCGCUGAAGGUCGUGCUGGGCGAAGCCAUGGACAUGCUCGACGCUGCGUCCGACCAGAUGGCCAAGAACUUCCUCGUGGACCGGUUGCCACCGGCCCUCGAAGACGACGAAGAGAACUGCACGAGCGACAACAGUCCGCUGCAAAAGAUCACCGUCAACACGCAGCUCAAGCUCCUCCGGCACGGCAUUGCGCGCCUCGUGAUCGAAGACGGCAAAGCUGUGCUCUACCACUGCCGAGAGAACUCGCGGCUGCACCACGAAGUCGCUCUUUCCCCGCUCGAGUUCGAACUCGAUGACGCCGAGAGCAUCGAGUUCAUCCUCAACAGCUAUCCCGACUACUUUCGAGUCGGCGACCUCCCACACGAAGACCCGCAAGACCAGCGAGACCUCGCGCUGGCGCUGUACAAAGAAGGCAUCCUAAUGUUCCAAAAGGCGUAA
Messenger RNA from Hyaloperonospora brassicae, 1461 nucleotides. The record is from the annotation of a GenBank genome assembly. Lineage: Eukaryota; Oomycota; Peronosporomycetes; Peronosporales; Peronosporaceae.